Messenger RNA from Dioscorea cayenensis subsp. rotundata (Guinea yam), 3212 nucleotides. RefSeq names its product pentatricopeptide repeat-containing protein At3g09040, mitochondrial-like. The record is from RefSeq and is a predicted model, not a curated record. Gene Ontology annotation, molecular function: protein binding; RNA binding. Lineage: Eukaryota; Viridiplantae; Streptophyta; Magnoliopsida; Dioscoreales; Dioscoreaceae. Gene Ontology annotation, biological process: RNA modification.
UGGAACUAAAGCCCAGUCCAAAUUGUUUAAAUUCAUCAACAAGAGACACUGAUGAAGCCAUUGGAGUGCUACUACGUUUAAAUGCAUGCCAUUCGUUGUAUAGAAAGCUUCGUUCACUCGCCAAAGCUCUCAUCUUGCUCUUCUCUCCUUCGAAUCCCUUCUCCUUCUCCUUCUUCUUCUCCAUUUGAUCACUACCAAGCUUCAAAUUCCAAUGCACUGCCCCCUGAUCCUUGUUCUUAUACCAAUCUCAUCGUCUCCUAUGCCAAACAAGCCGCCUCUUUGCGUGCACGCAACUUGUUCGACGAAACGCCGGAAAGAAUCAAGACCUUGCUGCACUGCAAAAUUAUCCAUUGUCGCGUGUUAAAGUUCGGUUUUUGGUUCGGUGGUAGCCUUGGAAAUGCGCUUGUUGAUCUCUAUGCCAAGUGUGGUGAGCUUGGUAAUGCAUGGAAAGUGUUUGAUAGGCUUGCUGAGCGUGAUGCAUCAGCUUGGAAUUCAGUCCUUUCAGCUCAUGCUAGAUGGAGAACGCCUGUGGAUGUUGUUUCUUUGUUUAGGGAAAUGCAGUGUUCUGGCUGUACACCUGAUCAGUUUGGUCUUGCCAUUGCGCUGUCUGCUUGUGCGAGGUUAUCGGCAUUGGCUUAUGGAAGAUGUAUCCAUUGUGACGUUGUCAAGUUGGGAUUUUGCGCAAGUUCACACUGCGAAGGAGCUUUGAUCGAUAUGUAUGCAAAGUGCGACAAAGUGCUUGAUGCUCGUCUUGUGUUUGAUGGAGUUCAUUGUCCGGAUACAAUCUCCUGGACAACAAUGAUUGCUGGUUAUGCACGUAUUGGUAUGUCAGAGGAAGCUUUUGAAUUGUUCUUGAGAAUGCGCGAUGUAGGUGGCACGCCGGAUCAAGUUACAUUUGUCACUGUUAUAGCUGCGUGUUUGAGUUCAGGGAGAUUAGACUAUGCACGGAGUUUGUUCAUGCAGAUGCCUAGUCCUAAUGAGGUUGCUUGGAAUUCGAUAAUUUCAGGGUAUGCACAAAAUGGGCAUGAGGAUGAAGCACUUGAGCUCUUUAGGGAAAUGAGAGGGAAGGGUGUGAAACCUACAAGAUCAACACUUGGAAGUCUGUUGAGUGCUAUUGCCAAUUUAAUGGCCAUUUAUCAGGGACAACAAGUGCACUGUGAGGCCAUUAGGCUAGGUCUGGAUUCAAAUGUCUUCGUUGGAAGUUCACUGAUAAACAUGUAUGCCAAAUGUUGCAGGAUAGAAGAUGCGAGCAAUGUGUUCAGCAUGUUGCCAGAAAGGAACAUCGUUGUUUGGAAUGUGAUGCUCAGUGGAUAUAUGCAGAAUGGCAAUCCAAAUGAAGUUACUGAAUUGUAUAUUGAAAUGAAGAGAGCUGAGCUCCAACUGGAUGAGUUUAGUUUCGUCAGUGCUUUCAGUGCUUGUGCGAUGCUCGAAAAUGUAGAUUUAGGCAGACAGUUACAUUCUGCUGUAGUUAAAGGUGAUUUCGAUGGAAGUUUGUUUGUAGGUAAUGCUGUUGUUGAUAUGUAUGCCAAAUGUGGGGCACUAAAUGAUGCUAAACGUCAAUUUGAGCUUAUUUUAAGUAGAGACAUUGUUUCCUGGAAUGCACUAAUAGUUGGAUUUGUUCGCAAUGAAGCCGAAGAUGAAGCUUUAAGUAUGUUCAGAAGAAUGAGAUUGGAAAGAGUGGUUCCUGAUGAGGUUCUUUUAGCUAGCAUCAUCAGUGCUUGCACUAAUAUACAGGCUUUGGAGGAAGGAAAACAGAUGCAUUGCUUAUCUAUCAAGUUUGAUCUUGAAUCUGAUGUCUCUGUUGGGAGUUCUCUUAUUGAUUUGUACGCGAAGCACGGCGAAAUAGAUGUUGCUGAACAAGUUUUCCAAAGAAUGCCUGAGCAAAGUUUGGUUCCAAGGAAUGUUAUAAUCACUGGUCAUGUACAAAACAGUAAUGAAGAAGAAGCCUUCAAUGUGUUUCGGCAAAUGCAAAUAGAUAACAUUGAACCAUCCCGAGUAACGUUUGCAAGCAUUCUGUCUGGAUUUUCUGGGCCUCUGGGAUUAAGAAUGGGAAACCAAGUGCACAGCCAUAUAUUGAAGUCUGGCCUCCUUGACGACGAUGAAUUCUUAGGAGUCUUACUGUUAGGCAUGUAUUUGAAGUGCAAGGCCAUUGAAGAUGCAAACAGGUUUUUUCAUGAGAUGUCCUAUAUCAGGAGUUUGGUAUUGUGGACAAGCCUUAUUUCAGGACAUAUUCAGAAUGGUCAAAGUGAAGAUGGACUGUUAAUUUUUCGUACAAUGCUCAACACUCUCAGUAUCAUGCCAGAUGAAGCAACUUUUGCUAGUGUUCUUAAAGCAUGUGCUGAUUUAGCUGAUCUGAGAGUCGGUAAAACGAUUCAUGCUUUCAUUAUUCAAACUGGUUUCUGCUCACAUCAGUAUACAACCAGUGCACUCAUUGACAUGUAUUCUAAGUGUGGAGAUGUGAAUGAUUCUUUCCUGGUUUUUGAAGAACUGAAGAACAAACACAAUGUCAUCACAUGGAAUUCGAUAAUUGUUGGAUACGCGAAGAAUGGAUAUGCCGGUGAUGCGCUUAAUCUCUUUCAGCAGAUGCAACAAUUGCAAGUAAAACCUGAUGACAUUACUUUCCUUGGCGUGCUUACAGCUUGCAGCCAUGGAGGACUGGUCUCCGAGGGUCGUGAUCUGUUUAAUGUGAUGGUGAAUAAGUACAGGAUAACUCCAAGAACCAAUCACUAUGCUUGCAUGAUCGAUCUACUCGGUCGCGGUGGCUAUCUUAAAGAGGCUGAGGAAUUCAUCAAUGACCUGCCAUUUAAGCCUGACGGUGUGAUUUGGGCGACAAUGCUUGGAGCCUGCCGAAUUCACGGUGAUGAUGCCCGAGCCCAGCAUGCAGCAGAGAAGCUCAUUGAGCUUGAACCACAUAAUUCUUCGCCUUAUGUGAUGCUCUCUAAUAUAUGUGCAGCAUCAGGAAACUGGAUGGGUGCUAAGAUAGUUAGAGAAACAAUGAGAGAAAGAGGUGUGAGGAAGUCACCUGGUUGCAGUUGGAUUGUUUCCGGAAAGAAAACUAGUUUAUUUGUUGCAGCAGAUCAAACGCACCCUGAUUAUAUGGACAUACAUGCAGCCCUGAAGGUUUUGACAAUGGCAAUGAAAAAUGAAGGUGAUGUUGCUGACAUUGAAUUACUUCAACUCGAUGAAGAAUGAGUUCAAGGCAUCAUAAUGUA